Messenger RNA from Notothenia coriiceps (black rockcod), 1236 nucleotides. Its product is annotated as trophoblast glycoprotein-like. The record is from RefSeq and is a predicted model, not a curated record. Lineage: Eukaryota; Metazoa; Chordata; Actinopteri; Perciformes; Nototheniidae. Gene Ontology annotation, molecular function: protein binding. Bases 1 to 1236 code for a protein of 411 amino acids. Gene Ontology annotation, biological process: negative regulation of canonical Wnt signaling pathway. The transcript is spliced from 2 exons. Gene Ontology annotation, cellular component: plasma membrane.
AUGUGUGUUUUUGCUGUCCGGCUGUUUUUGGGAAUCCUUUUCUGUGCACCGCGCUCACAGUGCUUGGUGUGUCCUUUUGGCUGUGAGUGCUUUGCUGACAGUCACACAGUGAAAUGUGUUUCUGAAGAUCUGCUCACGGUGCCACAAAGUAUUCCAGGAUAUGCAAAGACCGUCAUCAUCGCAGGGAAUAAUAUUUUCCAGAUCGGACCUGAUUCCUUUGCACAGCUGGAGAAUGUCAGCAACAUCAUUUUGCGCAAUAAUAGGAUUACAGAGAUGGCGUCCCACAGCUUCUCUGCCCUCAGCAACCUGCGCUUCCUGGACCUCAGUGAGAACCAUCUGGCCCUCAUCCACCCAGAAGCCCUCAGCAUACCCGGCAGCCCCCUUCAGGAGCUCAACCUGAGCCACUCGCUGAGCAACUUCACCGCUCUGAUGGACCUCAUCACGGCUCUGCGCUGGGGGGGCCUCGGGGGGCUCCUCCGCCUCGACCUCUCUGGGAACCACCUCGCCCUGCUGCCCCCGGGGAUGUUCUCACACCUUCCCAACCUGCAGCACCUCUUCCUCACCAACAACUCCCUUAAGGCCGUCUACAGUGGAACCUUCUCUGGUAUGAACCACCUGCAGGUGCUGGACCUCACACACAACGCCUUCACGGCGGUCAGCGCUGAUGCUCUCGAGGAGCUGGAGAUGCUCGGGAACAUCCGAAUCUUCCUUGGAGACAACCCUUACACCUGCUCCUGUGAGAUCAGUCAUUUUGUUGCCUGGCUGAAUGAAUCCAGAGCCCAGGUGGAUGUGGAUGCUGUGAGGUGUGCCUCACCGGGGGGGUUAGGUGACACCCGGCUGCAAGGGCUCGGUGUCCACGCCCUUGGAUGUGUGGUUCCUGUCCAAGAAGAGGCGGAUGAUCUCACCCUGCAGACAUCCUACGUCCUCCUGGGGCUGGUGCUCGGUUUAGUGGGCAUGGUCUUUCUCUUCGUGCUCUAUCUGAAUCGCAAAGGUAUGAAGACGUGGAUCAUUGAGAUGAGAGAUGCAUGUCGUGAUGUGUUGGAGGGAUACCACUACCGAUUUCAGCUGGACUCGGACCCUCGACUGGGGCAGAUCUCUAAAGAUGGCAGAAGCGGGGUACGAGGGCAUUCAGGAUUAGAUACGUCUCAGCAGCUGCCAAGUGACACCUAUAUUGUCCAGCUUCCUACAGACACUCAGGUUAAACAGCUGACGACCUCUCCACAUGUGAAACUAUGA